This is a messenger RNA of Nestor notabilis (Kea), 300 nucleotides long. It is a transcript of the gene RPL27, whose product is annotated as ribosomal protein L27. Gene Ontology annotation, biological process: translation. Lineage: Eukaryota; Metazoa; Chordata; Aves; Psittaciformes; Psittacidae. The record is from RefSeq and is a predicted model, not a curated record. Gene Ontology annotation, molecular function: structural constituent of ribosome. The coding region runs from base 17 to 259 and encodes 80 amino acids. The transcript is spliced from 3 exons. Gene Ontology annotation, cellular component: cytosolic large ribosomal subunit; ribosome.
GAAGGUGACGGCCGCGAUGGGCAAGAAGAAGAUCGCGAAGAGGUCCAAGAUCAAGUCCUUCGUGAAGGUUUAUAACUACAACCACCUGAUGCCCACCCGGUAUUCCGUUGAUAUUCCCCUGGACAAAACAGUGGUCAACAAAGAUGUGUUCAGGGACCCUGCUCUAAAGCGCAAAGCAAGACGUGAAGCCAAGGUGAAGUUUGAGGAAAGGUACAAGACAGGCAAGAACAAGUGGUUCUUCCAGAAGCUGCGAUUCUAAAGGUGUAACCAGGUUGCAUCAAUAAAUGUUUGUUAAAAGCC